UGACCCGGAAGUACCUGCUCCAGCGUGCUGUGUUGUUGUGUUUACGUGCCACAAGCGGGCUACUCGAAAAAUACGCGCUCCUCCCUUCAUUGACACCUGCGCUUUUUUGUUAUUAUUUGACAACGUUUGUGAUUUCAGUAAGAACUAAUCGCUACCUUUGUUACUCAUGAGCAUUUAUGCGACGGUGACAGUUGUGUCGUUACGGCUUCUUUGUCAGACAUGAAGCGUCUGUCGCUGUCAGCUUCCUAGCGUCUCUGCACCAGUAAAGACGGUUGUUUUCCAUCAGCGGGUUAUACUGGUUUCGUUUUACUGCGGAGUUUAUUCGUUAAGUGAAAAUGAAGCAGGACGGCGAUGCUGCCAGUGGUCUUCCCGUGUGCUUUGUAUCAAGCCAUGAGGGUUUUCUUGGAAGCAUUAAAAAGUUGAUCAAAGACUUCGUGGUGACUGAAAUAGACAUCCAUGGACAGCAAGUCAACACAGCAGCAUCCGCUCCUGCUCCUCACUGCUCGGAAGAGGUCAGUAGUAGAUGUAAAGAAGGACCAGAGGAGCAUCAAGCCUUCUCAGCAGAUUGUAGGUUCGAUUUGACCAUAUCGAGCCCAGAUAGCUUGGACUUGAGCAUGAUUUUGGGUCAGGCGGUGAGCGAACAGCUGGAGCAGUUUGUGGUGAGUCUGCGAGAUGAUGUGAUGGAGGAUGAAGGUGAAACUCCAGGCAAUAAGGAGCUCUCCUUGGGUUCCUUUACUGACAAAUACCAGCGUGCCAAUGUGCACCGAGCCGUCCGACACCGCUUCCCUUUCCUCAUGACCGUCACCAUUCAGCCGGAGAUCAGGGUGAGAGAGGACCCGGACUACAGAGAGCUGUCUCAGCUGGUCACCGAAGAGGAAGCGGAGGACUUCUUCAGGUUCAUCGACGCCAAAGUGCAGGACUCGUCGUACACGUUUCAUCCGGAUGAAAACAAAGAGCACCGCACGGCCGUGCAUCAUUUCCUGAAUCGGCGUUUUGGGAAACUGGUGGAGACAAAGAGCUUCGGCGAACAGGAGAGGACGGCCAUCUCUGUGCGGCUGAGGGAGCGAGGCAGACCCAAGAAACGGACCGCAGAUGAGCGAAGAGAGGAGGACGUUUACACAGCGUUUACUUUGUGUAAGGAAAACCUGGAGACUCUGGAGGCUAUCAGCUACAUGGCGGCGACACUUGGCGUCCUCCCGUCAGACUUCACCUACGCUGGCAUCAAAGAUAAGCGAGCAGUCACCUACCAGUCCAUGGUGGUCAAGAAGGUCUUGCCUCAACGAUUGAUGGAGAAGAGGGCAGAGUUCGAGAAAAGAGGGAUGCGUCUUUCUCAAAUCCGUUCUGUGGCCGAACCCCUAACGCUGGGGCGCCUCCAAGGUAACCACUUUGACCUGGUGGUUCGGAAUGUAAGACCACACGCUGUUGAUGGCGCUCACACCAGCGCUGAAAAACAGCGUCAUAUUGCAUCGUUGGUGGAAGAGGCACUGGAGAACGUGAAGGCCAGAGGUUUUGUCAACUAUUAUGGACCGCAGAGGUUCGGAACCGGGCAGGGUGUCCAGUCGGAUCACGUCGGGCUUGCUUUACUCCAAGAAGAUAUGGUGACUGCCGUCCGUUUGUUCUUCAGUCCAGAAGAUGGUGACGAUCCUCCGAGCCAAGCAAAGAGACACUUCCUUCAGACGGAUAACGCUAAGGAGUCCUUGGCGCUAAUGCCCGUGUCCAAAGCCAGGGAGCGCCUCAUGCUCCGUGCGCUCAACCGCUACGGCACCGGUCCAGAAGGUUGUGCCAAAGCCUGGCUCAGCCUUCCGCACGGCAUGAGAGUCUUCUAUCCGCAUGCCUACUGUAGCAGAGUUUGGAAUGAGGCUGUUGCGCACAGGUUGGCCACACUGGGGCACGGUGUCCGACAAGGGGACCUGGUGUGGAUGCAGGGAGUAGACAACAUGGACGACAAUGAGGAAAGCAGCACUGCUAAGGUCCAUGUCGUGACAGAGCGAGAAGAACAACAAGGAGUCUACUCCCUCGCUCAGGUGUUGCUCCCUAUGCCGGGGAACACGGUGAAGUACCCCGAGAACGCCAUGGGAACGUGGUACCGGGAGAGACUGGCCAGAGACGGCCUGGAGAGCUGCCGCUUCCGAGUGGGCAGCCUCAAGAUGAACCUGCCGGGCUGCUACCGCCCUAUGCUGGCUAACCUGUGCAACCUCCGCUACCAGCUCCAGACCAAGGAAGAAGGAGCAGGAGGCGGCGAGGUGCUCACCUUGAACUUUGACCUGGACUCCUCCUGCUAUGCCACCAUCUGCCUCAGGGAGAUCAUGAAGUGUGAUCCUUAGAGGUCACAGGUGAACAAAAACAGUAGCUGUAAUUGUGUUUGUAAUUCAGUAUUCGGGGCUUUUUGUUGAGUUGUGUGCUAAGCUAGUUUGUUCUGUGACAUAAAUGACUGAGCUGAAAAAAGGACUUGUGUGUUUUUCUGAGU
Molecule: messenger RNA, 2467 nt
Organism: Doryrhamphus excisus (bluestripe pipefish)
Lineage: Eukaryota; Metazoa; Chordata; Actinopteri; Syngnathiformes; Syngnathidae
Gene: pus7l
Product: pseudouridine synthase 7 like
Biological process (GO): pseudouridine synthesis
Cellular component (GO): nucleus
Molecular function (GO): pseudouridine synthase activity; RNA binding
Source: RefSeq, a predicted model, not a curated record